AUGCGUUUCCCUUCCAUUAGAGGCUGGUUGGCCACCGGCGGCCGAGAUAAGAUGGUCAAAGUCUGGGACAUGAGCACCAACCGGGCCAAAGAGAUCUACUGCGUGCAAACGAUUGCCUCCGUAGCCCGGGUCAAGUGGAGGCCCGAGUGCAAGCACCACAUCGCCACCUGCUCGAUGAUGGUGGACCACAACAUCUACGUGUGGGACAUCCGGCGGCCCUUCAUCCCCUCCGCCAUGUUCGAGGAGCACAAAGACGUCACCACGGGGAUCGUCUGGCGCCACCUACACGACCCCUACUUCCUCCUCUCAGGAUCCAAGGACAGCACCCUUUACCAGCACAUCUUCAAGGAUGCCAGCCAGCCGAUCGAGCGGGCCAACCCGGAGGGCCUCUGCUACAGCCUCUUCGGAGACCUGGCAUUCGCAGCCAAGGAGAGCCUCAUUUCCUCCGACUCGAACCGGAAGCCCUACCUCGGCGACCGCCGCCAUCCCAUCUUCUUCAAGCGGAAGCUGGACCCCGCCGAGCAGUUUGAGUUCAUCUCUUCCUCCAGCGCCCUCAGCGUCUUCGAGGCCGACGCAGGGUGCGACGCCAGCAGCAUGGAUUGGUUUGUGCGAACGGCCAGGCAGUACUUGCUGACCGGGCGGCCGCUGGCCGAGCUGUGUGACCACAACGCCAAAGUAGCCAAAGAGCUUAAGCGCAACCAGGUUGCUCAGACGUGGACAAUGCUCCGGAUUAUUUAUUCAAGCCCUAACACCGUCCCUGCCACGAACCUCAACCACAGCCUGGGGAAAAGUAGCUCGAGCCUUCCACUCAUGAACAGGUAAAGAGAAGGGGAGGGGCCUGCCUUGUGGGGACAUGUCCAGUCAAGGGUGACUUGGGGCAAAUCCAGGUGAGACAAAUCCCGGAGCCUUGUAGCCCCCACUUAGAUCAGGAAUCUGGGA
Molecule: messenger RNA, 939 nt
Organism: Pseudonaja textilis
Lineage: Eukaryota; Metazoa; Chordata; Lepidosauria; Squamata; Elapidae
Source: RefSeq, a predicted model, not a curated record